AUCGUUCUUGACUUGCGGGGUUUUUUUUUUUUUUUUUUUGUUUUUAAUACUAACCCAACAUGGGCCGACCAGACGGACGUGGUGGUGGUCGUGGACGAGGCGGCAGCUUUAGUCGAGGCGGUGGUCGAGGCGGCAGUCGUGGUGCCGGGCGUGGUGGCGGUGGCUUUCGCGGCGGUGCUUCUCGCGGCGGAGGCGGCGGUCGUCCCCAGCCAAUGUUCGGACGUGGCGGCAGUCGUGGCGGCGCUGGUGUUGGCAAGUCGCAGCAGCAGUUUGUGACAGCGACCGCGGCAAGACGUUCGGCAAUGGAGCAACGCACCGUCACUGCGUACAAGAAGCUGUUGCGCAAGGAAGGUCGCCCAACAACGCAGACGCUGCGUGGUGAGGAGCGAGAGGCAGAGAAGGACGUCGAGCUCGACCGCAAGCAGCGGCAGGACAAAUACGCAGAGCGCGAUGCGCAGGCUGUGGUCAACGCUGAGCGAGAACGCGCGCGUGCAGCACUGGCAGCGGUGCAUGGCGGCGACCUCAAUGACGACGAUGAUGAGGACGAAGAUCUAGAUGGCAGUGCUCGUGGAUCACGGUCCUUGAAGAACGACAAUCAAGAAGUCGACGACGAUCGAGAUGAUGACAACGAAGAUGACGAUGAUACGCGAACAACCAUUGGCGGCAAGCAUCAGAGGCACUCGGACAGGGCAGCUGUGCCGGUCGGGUUUGCCAAGGAACGAGCACAGUUUGAGCAGGACAAGUUAGAACGCGAGGCGGCAUUCGCAGAAAGGCAGCGCGAGCGCGCAGAGCGGGAGCAACGGAUAAAAGAGCAGCGCCACAAGCGACGGGAAACGACGUCGCUCAUGAAACAACGCACCAAGCGUGGCCAACCCGUGCUCCACAACCAAGUAAAUGGGCUUCUCGACAAGAUUAUCAAGAUGCGAGCUGCUUCGUAAACCUUUCCCAGCUUUGUGAUUGGCUUUUGCCGGUUACAUCGCGGGUGUUAGUUGCUGCGUCUCUGCUUGUUGAUUGCGGUUGUGGUUGUUGUAUCUUCGGUGAUAUCGAUUGACAGUUCUUGACGACAUUCUUUCUUCGCAGAGGACAGCGUCGUAUUCAUUGUCAAAUGAGAAGGAUGAACCACUCAGUGUUUAUUUAUUGUUGAUUCGGUGCUUUUGAGCAAACUCAAGUCGCUGU
Capsaspora owczarzaki ATCC 30864 is the source of this 1176-nucleotide messenger RNA. RefSeq lists its product as hypothetical. NCBI's taxonomy places the organism in Eukaryota, Filasterea, Ministeriida, Capsasporidae. The transcript is spliced from 3 exons. The record is from RefSeq and is a predicted model, not a curated record. Gene Ontology annotation, cellular component: nucleus. Bases 60 to 938 code for a protein of 292 amino acids.